Messenger RNA from Megalops cyprinoides (Indo-Pacific tarpon), 3271 nucleotides. RefSeq names its product lysyl oxidase-like 4 (gene loxl4). Gene Ontology annotation, cellular component: membrane. The coding region runs from base 79 to 2499 and encodes 806 amino acids. The transcript is spliced from 15 exons. Gene Ontology annotation, biological process: peptidyl-lysine oxidation. Lineage: Eukaryota; Metazoa; Chordata; Actinopteri; Elopiformes; Megalopidae. Gene Ontology annotation, molecular function: copper ion binding; protein-lysine 6-oxidase activity. The record is from RefSeq and is a predicted model, not a curated record.
AUUCACUCUCUCCCAGCCAACGACGCAAGUGGCUCUCAACAGAACCAGUCGACAGAAGUCAGAUCGAGCUGAGGAACGAUGCUGGGGCUCUAUCUGUGCGUCACCCCGCUGCUUGUUUUCUGCGCUCACGGGAGCCCCGGAUCCCCGCGCCGCUCACCCCGUGCGCCUGCGGUGAGGGUGCGUCUCGCAGGCAACAGUCGAAAUCAAAACGAAGGGCGUGUGGAGGUCUUCUACAACAACACCUGGGGCACUGUGUGCGACGAUGAGGUCGACAUAAAGCUGGCAAACGUUGUGUGCAGAGAGCUGGGCUUCCAAAACGGCAUCACGUGGGCGCAUAGCGCCAAGUACGGGGAGGGAGAUGGUCCUAUCUGGAUGGACAAUGUGCGCUGCGGCGGCUCGGAGCGCUCGCUCACAGAGUGCCGCUCUAACGGCUGGGGCGUCCACGACUGCAGGCACACGGAGGACCUGGGGGUGGUCUGCGGCAACGAGAGGCGCCUGGACCACCUCUACCAGGGACCGUCGCGGCCGGGCUACCACCGGGGGCACCCUAUCGCCCUGCGGCGCAACAUCAGCACACCACGCCAGUGGCACGACAACUCGGCGAGGUUCGGCAACAGCGCCGUGCACGACCUCCCGCGGCUGGGCCCGCCUGCCAGGAGCCAGCUGUUCAAUGGACACAGCGCGCCCAUCAGCAAGGUGAGGAUCGAGGAAGUUCGCCUGAGGCCCAUUCUCACUGCCACCAAGAACCGCCCCCUUGUGACAGAGGGCGUGGUGGAGGUGAAGCACGCGGGGAGGUGGCGCCAGGUGUGCGACCUGGGCUGGAACCUCAACAGCAGCAGGGUGGUGUGCGGCAUGCUCGGAUUCCCCGCGGCGGAGCAGCACAACGUCAUCGCCUACAAAAAAAUUUGGGAUUCAAAGGUCAAAGAUCCUACUACCAGGCUGAGCAUGAUGGCGGGGAAAAAGGGCUUUUGGGUGGAGAAGGUGCACUGCCUGGGCACGGAGCCCAGCCUGUCCCAGUGUCACUCCCAGCUCUCCAUCCCGCGCAGCCAGACCCCCUGCAGGAACGGCCGGCACGCCAUUGCCCGCUGCGUCCCAGGACCCCAGUUCUCCCGAAUCUCUUCCGGCCGGCCCCAGGCCCCGCACCCCAGCAUGCCAGUGGUGCGGUUGAAGGCGGGCCCACGUCUGGGUGAGGGGCGUGUGGAGGUGCUGCGUGAGGGGAAGUGGGGCACAGUGUGCGACCACCUGUGGGACCGCAUCUCAGCCAGCGUGGUGUGCAGGGAGCUGGGCUUCGGGACGGCGAAGGAGGCCCCUACCGGAGCCUUCAUGGGCCAAGGAACGGGUCCCAUCCACAUGAACUCGGUGCAGUGCCUCGGCACGGAGCGCUCCAUCAUGGACUGCUACUUCCGGGAGGUCUCCCCCAGGACCUGCAAGCACAGCCAGGACGCCUCCGUCCGCUGCAACGUGCCGAAAACGGGCCUGGAGAGCACAGUGCGACUGGCGGGUGGCCGGCAGCCUGGCGAGGGGCGUGUGGAGGUGCUGAUGGACAUGGGCGGGCGAAAGCGCUGGGGUGCGGUCUGCAGUGAGAACUGGGGCAUCAACGAGGCCAUGGUGGUAUGCCGCCAGCUGGGCUUUGGCUUUGCCGCUGUGGCCCAUCAGGAGACCUGGUACUGGCCGGGAGACCCGGGCGCCAGCGAGGUGGUUCUAAGCGGGACCCACUGCAUCGGGACAGAGCUGUCGAUCCAGCAGUGCCGCAGGAACGGCCACGUGCACUGCCCGCGGGGGGGAGGGUCCAGGGCAGCCGGCGUCACCUGCGCAGAGACGGCCCCUGACCUGGUGCUGGAUGCCCAGCUGGUCCAGGAGACGGCCUACCUGGAGGACCGCCCCUUGCACCUGCUGACCUGCGCCCACGAAGAGAACUGCCUGUCGUCAUCGGCCGCACGCAUGCAGUGGCCGUACGGACACCGCCGGCUGCUCCGCUUCUCCUCACGCAUUCACAACCUGGGCAGGGCCGACUUCCGCCCUCGCGCCUCCCGCGAGUCCUGGAUCUGGCACCAGUGCCACAGACACUAUCACAGCAUCGAGGUGUUCACACACUACGACCUCCUGACUCUCAACGGCACCAAGGUGGCUGAGGGCCAUAAGGCCAGCUUCUGUCUGGAGGACACCUACUGCCCUGAUGGGUUGCACAAACGUUACGCCUGCUACAACAUGGGGGAGCAGGGCAUCACUGUGGGUUGCUGGGACACCUACCGUCACGACAUCGACUGCCAGUGGGUGGACAUCACAGACGUCAGGCCUGGGGACUACAUCUUCCAGGUUGAGGUCAACCCCUCCUUAGACAUGGCAGAAUCUGACUUCAUGAACAAUGUGAUGCGCUGCCGAUGCAAGUAUGACGGGAGUAGAGUCUACAUGUAUGGCUGUCACACAGGGGAUGCAUACAGCGCAGAAAUCGAGGAUCUGUUUGAGCACCAGCGGCAGAUCACCAACAACUUCAUAUAGGCCGUGCCUCAGGGUGGAGCGCUGGGACACCUCGGGGUGGGGCCAGGACACAAGCUCGGCACCACAGGACGCAGUGCCUUCAGCAAUGUCACAGAACGGCAUCUGUCUCCCACCAAGUGCGCCACAACUCCUAGCGGCUACACACUGACGAAUGAGAAAAAAAAAAAAUCAAGAUUCACAGAGACUUUGGGUCCACCUGUAAAGAGAACCUUUUCAGGUGGGAUCCUCAUGGCAACGAGAGGGACUGUUGUCACCCUGGCAACAGGUUUACUGCAGUUCACAUGGCAACAGGUUUACAUAUCUUGGAUCCAAUCAAAAAUGGGUUCCUCACAAACUAAUUAAAUACUGUUUCCUACUAAUGUUUGGUUACCAACAGAUAUUUUGAAACUCACAUCAACAAAACCAAUUCCUACAAAAGACACUUAAGGCAGAACAUCUAUAUGGAAAAAGAUAUAUAAAAAUAUAAACAUAUCUUCAGUAGAUACAUUAAUAUAUUGAUAUCCAUAAAGUAUUGAUAUCAUUAAGUAUUAUAUGCUGUAGCAGACAGUGGUGCCCACUGUUGGAAAUGACUGGCCAUUUUAGGACAAACCCCUUGGAGAGGUAAGUAAGAGAAAUGGAUGAGGUGGAGGAAUGUUUCUGGAUGUUAUUUGGGACUGUAGCCUGGCCUGGAUUCCUUAUUUCUGGAUCUGUAAAAUCUGGACAAUGUCGAUAAUGGUGCUUUUUUUGUUGUUGAGGCGCUGUUUCAACAAAUUGACACACUCCCUUUAGUUCA